GGCAGUUCCGGUGCCGCCGCUGCGGCCGCUGAGGUCUCGGGCUGCUGCUGCCGCGGCCGCUGGGGCUGGGGCCGCCGGCGAGGCAGGGCUCGGGCCCGGCCGGGCAGCUCCGGAGCGGCGGGGGAGAGGGGCCAGGAGGCGGGGGCCGUGCCGCCCGCUCUCCUCUCCCUCGGCGCCGCCGCCGCCGCCGCCGCCCGCGGGGCUGGGACCCGAUGCGGCUAGAGCCGCGGAGCCUGGAGGAGCUCCGAGCAUAACCAGCAGCCAGGAAAUAACUAUUUUACAAAUCAACCAAGUCCAGGAUGGUAUUAGCUUCAUUAGGGCAAGAAAAAGUGAAGUUACUUUUAAUGAAGCCCCCAGGCUCUUGAAAGAAAAAGAGAGGAGUGUUAGCUUUGAUCUCGACUUUAAAUUGAAAAGUAGAGCCCUUUUAUACUUCUUUCUUAAGUGAACCCAUCAAUCAAGAAAGGAACAAUGUGUGGUUGGCAUCACUUGUGUGAUUUCAGAUUUCUGCUUUGGGACAGCAACACAUCUAAUUCCUUAAAGUAGUUUUAUAUGUAAAACUUGUAAAGGAUCAGAACAAUGCCUCCAAGACCAUCAUCAGGUGAACUGUGGGGCAUCCACUUGAUGCCCCCAAGAAUCCUAGUAGAAUGUUUACUACCAAAUGGAAUGAUAGUGACUUUAGAAUGCCUCCGUGAGGCUACGUUAAUAACUAUAAAGCAUGAACUAUUUAAAGAAGCAAGAAAGUACCCUCUCCAUCAACUUCUUCAAGAUGAAUCUUCUUACAUUUUCGUAAGUGUCACCCAGGAAGCAGAAAGGGAAGAAUUUUUCGACGAAACAAGACGACUUUGUGAUCUUCGGCUCUUUCAACCCUUUUUAAAAGUAAUUGAGCCAGUAGGCAACCGUGAAGAAAAGAUCCUCAAUCGAGAAAUUGGCUUUGCUAUCGGCAUGCCAGUGUGUGAAUUUGAUAUGGUUAAAGAUCCAGAAGUACAGGACUUCCGAAGAAAUAUUCUGAAUGUCUGUAAAGAAGCUGUGGACCUUAGGGAUCUUAAUUCACCUCAUAGUAGAGCAAUGUAUGUCUAUCCUCCAAACGUAGAAUCUUCACCAGAACUGCCAAAGCACAUAUACAAUAAAUUAGAUAAAGGACAAAUAAUUGUGGUGAUUUGGGUAAUAGUUUCUCCAAAUAAUGACAAGCAGAAGUAUACUCUGAAAAUCAACCAUGACUGUGUGCCAGAACAAGUAAUUGCUGAAGCAAUCAGGAAAAAAACUCGAAGUAUGUUGCUAUCAUCUGAACAACUAAAACUUUGUGUUUUAGAAUAUCAGGGCAAAUACAUUUUAAAAGUGUGUGGAUGUGAUGAAUACUUCCUAGAAAAAUAUCCUCUGAGUCAAUAUAAGUAUAUAAGAAGCUGUAUAAUGCUUGGGAGGAUGCCCAAUUUGAUGCUGAUGGCUAAGGAAAGCCUUUACUCACAACUGCCAAUGGACUCUUUUACAAUGCCGUCUUAUUCCAGACGCAUCUCUACCGCCACACCAUAUAUGAAUGGAGAAACUUCUACAAAAUCCCUUUGGGUUAUAAAUAGUGCACUCAGAAUAAAAAUUCUUUGUGCAACCUAUGUAAAUGUAAAUAUUCGAGACAUUGACAAGAUCUAUGUUCGAACAGGUAUCUACCAUGGAGGAGAACCCUUGUGUGAUAAUGUGAACACUCAAAGAGUACCUUGUUCCAAUCCCAGGUGGAAUGAAUGGCUGAAUUAUGAUAUAUACAUUCCUGAUCUUCCUCGUGCUGCUCGACUUUGCCUUUCCAUUUGUUCUGUUAAAGGUCGAAAGGGUGCUAAAGAGGAACACUGUCCAUUGGCAUGGGGAAAUAUAAACUUGUUUGAUUACACAGAUACUCUAGUAUCUGGAAAAAUGGCUUUGAAUCUUUGGCCAGUACCUCAUGGAUUAGAAGAUUUGCUGAAUCCUAUUGGUGUUACUGGAUCAAAUCCAAAUAAAGAAACUCCAUGCUUAGAGUUGGAGUUUGACUGGUUCAGCAGUGUGGUAAAGUUUCCAGAUAUGUCAGUGAUUGAAGAGCAUGCCAAUUGGUCUGUGUCCCGAGAAGCAGGAUUUAGUUAUACCCAUGCAGGACUGAGUAACAGACUAGCCAGAGACAAUGAAUUAAGGGAAAAUGAUAAAGAACAGCUCCGAGCAAUUUGUACCCGAGAUCCUCUAUCUGAAAUCACUGAGCAAGAGAAAGAUUUUCUGUGGAGCCACAGACACUAUUGUGUAACUAUCCCUGAAAUUCUACCCAAAUUACUUCUGUCUGUUAAAUGGAAUUCUAGAGAUGAAGUAGCCCAGAUGUACUGCUUGGUGAAAGAUUGGCCUCCAAUCAAACCCGAACAGGCUAUGGAGCUUUUGGACUGCAACUACCCAGAUCCUAUGGUUCGAGGUUUUGCUGUUCGAUGCCUAGAAAAAUAUUUAACAGAUGACAAACUUUCUCAGUACCUAAUUCAGCUAGUACAGGUCCUAAAAUAUGAACAGUAUUUGGAUAACCUGCUUGUGAGAUUUUUACUCAAAAAAGCGUUGACUAAUCAAAGGAUUGGGCACUUUUUCUUUUGGCAUUUAAAAUCUGAGAUGCACAAUAAAACAGUUAGUCAGAGGUUUGGCCUACUAUUGGAAUCCUAUUGUCGUGCAUGUGGGAUGUAUUUGAAGCACCUGAAUAGGCAAGUUGAGGCUAUGGAAAAGCUCAUCAACCUAACUGACAUUCUCAAACAAGAGAAGAAGGAUGAAACACAAAAGGUACAGAUGAAGUUUUUAGUUGAGCAAAUGCGGCGACCAGAUUUCAUGGAUGCUCUACAGGGCUUUCUGUCUCCUCUAAACCCUGCACAUCAGUUAGGAAAUCUCAGGCUUGAAGAGUGUCGCAUUAUGUCUUCUGCAAAAAGGCCACUGUGGUUGAAUUGGGAAAACCCAGACAUCAUGUCAGAGUUACUCUUUCAGAACAAUGAGAUCAUCUUUAAAAAUGGGGAUGAUUUACGGCAAGACAUGCUAACACUUCAAAUUAUUCGCAUUAUGGAAAAUAUCUGGCAAAAUCAAGGUCUUGAUCUUCGAAUGUUACCUUAUGGUUGUCUGUCAAUUGGUGACUGUGUGGGACUUAUUGAGGUGGUGAGAAAUUCUCACACCAUCAUGCAGAUUCAGUGCAAAGGGGGCCUGAAAGGUGCGCUGCAGUUCAACAGCCACACGCUCCAUCAGUGGCUCAAGGACAAGAACAAAGGAGAAAUAUAUGAUGCGGCCAUUGAUCUGUUUACACGUUCAUGUGCUGGAUAUUGUGUCGCGACCUUCAUUUUGGGAAUUGGAGAUCGUCACAAUAGUAACAUCAUGGUUAAAGAUGAUGGACAACUGUUUCAUAUAGAUUUUGGACACUUUUUGGAUCACAAGAAGAAAAAAUUUGGUUAUAAACGGGAACGUGUACCGUUUGUUUUGACACAAGAUUUCUUAAUAGUUAUUAGUAAAGGAGCCCAAGAAUGCACAAAGACAAGGGAAUUUGAGAGGUUUCAGGAGAUGUGUUACAAGGCUUAUCUAGCCAUUCGGCAGCAUGCCAAUCUCUUCAUAAAUCUUUUCUCAAUGAUGCUUGGCUCUGGAAUGCCAGAACUACAGUCUUUUGAUGAUAUUGCAUACAUUCGAAAGACCCUAGCUUUAGAUAAAACUGAGCAAGAGGCUUUGGAAUAUUUCAUGAAACAAAUGAAUGAUGCACAUCAUGGUGGCUGGACAACAAAAAUGGAUUGGAUCUUCCACACCAUUAAGCAGCAUGCUUUGAACUGAAAUGAUGACUAAGAAACUGAAAGCUCAAUAUUGGAUUCUAUUCUGCACUGUUAAUAACUGUCAACAGGCAAAGACUGAUUGCAUAGGAAUUGCACAAUCCAUGAACAGCAUUAGAAUUUACAGCAAGAACAGAAAUAAAAUACUAUAUAAUUUAAAUAAUGCAAACGCAAACAGGGUUUGAUAGCACUAAACUAGUUCAUUUCAAAAUUAAGCUUUAGAAUAAUGCGCAACUUAAUGUUAUGCCUUAAGUCCAAAAAGGUAAACUUUAAAGAUUGUUUGUAUCUUUUUUUAAAAAACAAAACAAAAAACCCAAAAUAUAUAGAAAUGAUGGAGAAGGAAAAAGAAUGUUCUUUUUUUGACUUGCAAAUGUUCUAUGUUUUGAAAUGUGGACACACGAAGUCUAUUAUUGCAUUAGGUCCAAGUAAACUGGAGUUUGAUGUUAAAUUACAUUAAGAUAGGGAAUAAUGAAAUUUCUUAUUUUUUCAUUGCUGUUCAACUUAUAGUUUGAAGUGGGUUUUUUGACUCCUUGUUUAAUGAAGAAAAAUGCUUGGGGUGGAAGGGACUCUUGAGAUUUCACCAGACCUUUCUUUUUUAAUAAAUCAAACCUUUUUGACAAUUUGGGGUCUUAAUCUGCAAAGUUUUGGAAGCAGUCACAAAUGAGACCUGUUAUAGGGUGGUUUUUUGGUUGUUUUUUUUUUUCUGGACAGUAUUUACAAGAAUCUGAUUCUUACUUCCCAGGGAAAUUCUGGGCACCCAUAAAGUAAAAUAAUCAUCACAGAGAAAGAAAGCAGGAUUAGUUCUUGUUCCAGAAUUGUACAGUAUUCACCUUAGGUUGAUUUUUUUCUCUUUUUGCAAAUGAAUUGAAUACAUUUUUCAUGCAUGUUUUCCAGAAAAUAGAAGUGAGUAUUAAUGUUAUUAAAAAGAUUAUUUUUUUUAUUAAAGGCUAUUUAUAUUAUAGAAACUAUCAUUAAUAUAUAUUCUUUAUUUCAUGAUCUGUCCCAUAGUCAUGCAUUGUUUUGCACCCCAAAUUUUUUAUUGUUCAUAUCAGCAUGGUCAGCUCUUCUCUUGGUCUGUGGAUAAGGCCAGGCACUAUCCCAUUUAUACCAAUACUAGUGAAUAACUACUUAAAGAAAACAGAUUAAAGUUUAUUCUCUUUCCUUUUCUUUCUGUUUUUAAAUGAAUCCCCCAUCUUCCAUCUUCUUUUAUAGUUCAGAAUGCCUCAAUCAUAUGAAAUUAGUUACCAAAAUUAAUAAAAUUUAGAGUAUAUUCCUGAUUGCUUAAACCCUCUACUGAGGUAUGCUCAUGAAUAAUACUUUAUAAUAUGGGGAAAUAGAAACCAUGAACUUUUCACCAUUUUGGGCUAUUUAUCCAAUAUCUCAAUAAUAAAAGUAGGACUUUAAACCAUUUUAAGAUCAUGUCCCAUUUCCAAGUUGUCAGGGCUCACUCUCCAACUUUAUCAAAUUGCAUUUGAGCACAGGAUACAUUCUUAAACAUUUUGAAAAACAUUAACCCAAAAUGUAGGGGCUAAUGCUAGUCAUCACUCCAGAAUCCAGUAUUUCACUCAGUAUUUGAAAUGAAUUAUUAAUGCCCUAGGAAAUAGCUUUAGCAAAUGUCCAGGUGCCACACCAGAAAAAGUGCAAUAAUUUACUGACAGUUUUCUAGAUUAGGCAUAUUAUUGGAAUACAACUUUAUAAAGAGUGCACAUUGUAUCCUCUAGUGAAACAGCAUCACUUAAAAAACUUUCACUUAUUAAAUCAGUUACCUAUAGUAAAAGUCUUGAAUAGUGAACAAGGACUCUAAUACAAAUAUUCUUAAUAUUUGGCUAUUUUUAGAACCCUUAAAGGGCAUAAUUAUUGGAGAUUUAGGUACUUCACUAAAGCAUGUAUAUAAUAUUGCCAAUGAGUAAAAUAAAUUUGAAGAUUAGGGGAACUUAUUUCUCUAAACUGUCUUGGAAUAGUUAAGAAGAACUUAAACUCUGUUUUAAGCAGGAAACCAAUGGGUUCUUUUGCAGAUAUAAAAGAUUCAUAACUUAUUAAAACUUCAUGAUUAACACUUUGUGUCUUUUAGAUCUAUUCAGUUAUAAUAUGUACUAACAUCCCAGUCUUCUCUAUAUCAGGGAUUGAUUAUAGGAAAAUUCAGCGAAAUGGUACAAAUCUGAAACUUUGAUGAUGAAAACUGAAGUUUUAACAGAGAACCAUGUUUCACCCGAGUGCCAAAAAAAACUUUGAGCUUCCUUGCAUAAAAUUGAUACAAUUUAGCAUUUUCCACAUCAGUUCAGAUAGUCCCCUUUCCCUGGGACUUCUCCACCAUUAAAAUAAGGUCACAUACUUUAUUUAAUCAUUGACAUUUAUUUUUAAGAGUUAUUAAAACCAAAUUAAGAAGCCUUUCUGAGAAAUGUAGACAAAUUUUAUAAAGAAUAUAGAUUAAGUGAUCUAGCUAAAAGCAAAAUAAAUUUUAAACAAAUCUAGGCAGAGUUUAAGCAAACAGCAUUAAAAAUAAGAAAAAAGGGACUAGUAGUUCUCAGAGGCAAAGAACCAAAAACAAUUAGACACUGCAUGGGUGACUAGGAUAUGUUUCAAAUCAGUGACAAUGUAGUCACUUCCAGGUACUCUACUAUGAGGUAUCAGUUCCGAUUGAUCAGUUCCUAUGGCAAACCAUCUGUCAUUGAAUGUGGUAUAACUGACUGUUGGCUCUACAGUUUCAUUUGGUCACUUGAGCAAUAUUUCCUUCAAUGACUAUUCUGGAGGGGGGAAAAGCAGGUUUAAAGAAAAUAAAACCUAAUCUUAAACACAUUCUGGGAAGAAAUAAUCAACUGUUUGAAAAUCAUGCUUUAACUUUUUGUCAUAUUCUCAGCUAUACAAAAAUGUUUAUUUUGAAGAUUUUUAGACUGCUGUUAAUUUGAAUCUGUUAAUCAUAUUGUGGAUUUUGGUUUUAAAAAAAUGUUUCUAAUUGGAUUUUAUAAUCAAGAAUGGAACUUGGUAUCUAUUUUAUGAUAGAACCUAAGCUUUUUGUGGUUCUUAGUGUCCUGUGUAAAACUUAGUGUCAAAGUAAUCAACUUUGAGGUUUUCCCUUCUACUCUGCUUUAUAUUACAAGCCCUUUAGGAAAUGGGAACCUGGUGAAUAUACAAUGAAUUGUAAAAUAUUUUAAUGUGUAACUUUUUCAACUGUGAAACUAUGACUAUUGGUUUUUUGAUGAAAACAGCUGCUGAUAAAGUAUUUUGUGUAAAGUGUAGUUCUUAUUAAUCAGGAAAAUAAUCAAUGACUUGAUGAGAAUGUAUAUACCCUCUUGGAUUUUAUUUUAAGUGGAUUGGUAAUGUUUGCAUAAGUAAAACACAGUCCAUCUGUAUUCUCUUUCCCAUCAAAACUUGGCGCGCUUUGGCACUAUAAAAAAUUAUAGGCAGCCUGUCUACUCUAAAGGCACUGUGGAAAUGUCAUAGCAUAUAAACUUGGAUUUGUUUCUUAAUGAUUUUGUAAAUCCAUUUAAUUUGUAUCCUGACCAACAGCCCAUGCUUGCCAGCUCUUUGAAGAACUUUCAUUUGUAGCGUUAUUUUAAAGCCAGCAGGUUAAAUAGUCAUUUUUCUGAAUGUUACGUUUCUUUUGUUUCUGUGUCUGCAAGAGCAGACCUGGGCUGGACCCACACACUCAGAAACCACCUUAAAAAGUUGAUUUUGACAUCCAAGACAUCACUAUAGUAUUUCAGUUUAAAGGCCAUAUGUGGUGUUAAUGGAUUGUGGUGCUUCUACUAUUUAAAAACAACUUUCAUACUUCAGAUGUGAUUGAGAAGAGGGAAGUGCAGAGGGAGGGAGCACAACAGGGAGGAGUUGUUUGAAUGAAUUACAUUCUUCCUAUCCUGCUCAGAGUGGGCACUAGAGAAGACUAAACGCUGUGAGAGUAUCUUGUGCAUACCGUGAGGGAAUUAACUCUUCAUCAAGGAUGGGAUUGUGAAGGCUGAACUAAAAAAUUCAGCAUUGACAGGAUUCUCAGAUCAUAAUUCUUGAUGACAGAAUAAUACAGCUGGGCUGUUUUUUAAAUAUAAACACAAACCAUUUUUUUAAUUACUACAUUAAAAACUGUAAAUGUAUCUUACGUGCCAUGGCCUGGGAAGCCUUUUUUCUUUUCUAUUAAAAGUUAUGUUCAUUUUCUGAAAAGCAUUUAGGGAUUAGCUCAAGAUACCUAUGGUCCGGAUAAAAAUUGGAUUGGUAACUACCUCAGAAGGUUAAUAAGGAAAAAAACAGAUGAGUCACAAUUCAAUACUUCAGGCUCUGAUACUACAGAAAUGUGCAGAGCACUGUAUUUUAGAUUUACAAAGUCAUAGUUGGCAUGCCUUGUUUUUAAUGGCUUUGGAGACAUUAAGAAAAAAUUUUGGAUAAAGACUUAAUUAUUGCUCCAGCCAUUUGGAAAAGGUGAUAGUGCUAGGAGGUUCGUGGUACUAGGUUCUUGAAUUCAAUAUUUGAAAUUAGUUGUGUUCUCUUUUCUUGAUUAUUAGUAAAAUGAGUGUGUGUAUAUUUGCACACAUUUCUAUUUGUAUACACACUGCUUGCUAGCUCUAGUCAAGAGGCAUCUUUUAUAAAAGGUGUAAACAUCAAGGUUCUAAAAUUCAGAAGAGUUUAGAAUUCAUUAGGAGUUUCCCAAGUUGGGAUGUUAGUUUUUAAAUAAGCUUAUUUCAUUCAAGUAUUCCACUUGAUUCAAGUUUUGCACUUCCUUUUAUCAGUGCAGCACCAUUCCUUUUGCUUAGCUAUGUUAAUAAUUUAGAUAUGUUCAUAUUACAGCCAUGCUUGCUAGCAUAAAGUGACAGUUAAGAGCCAUAAGAAAAUUUUCUGACAAUUUUUACACAACUACAUAUGAGUUUUAGCACGGAGAAAAAAAUAAAAUCAGAAAAUCUGUCCCCUGUACACUUAGCACAGUUGGGUAACUGACUCACUACCAACCAUAGACUCCAUUCCUCAUGUUGGUAAGUAUGGAAAGGGGCUUUUCUUUGAUGCAUUUUGUAAGCUAUUUAAGUCUAUGAGUCUAUGAAUCUAUAAAAUCAUAUUUAAUCUGCCACUACAAUAAUAUUGUGGUUAUGCUAAGAGCCAUGUACAUUUUUACGUGAUUCCUAUUUUCAUUCUUCUAGAUGAGCAAGGGGGCAGAAAACCAACUUUGAUAUUAUCUCAAAAUACCUUUAAUAAGGCUGAACUCCUUUCUUUAUUCCAGUGUAAAUUUCUAAAUGUGAUCAUUAUCCACUGAUCUCAUAAGAAAAAGCCUCUUACCAUAUUUCAUUUAUGUUCCUAAGAGGAGUUGGAGAAGUUGGCCUUCAUCUGAUUUCUAGAAAUGUUUUUGGUUAUAGGACCUAAGUUUCAAAUGCAACCGGUGGUUAAAAUCUGAUUCAGUCUUUGGACUUAGUUGAGUUGAAUUAAAUCUAAAAGACUAUAUCCUUUUGGAACAUAGCAUUUCAACAUCUUGGGGAUUGUGGCACUACCAAAAAACUACUACUAACACACCAAAUGUUGACUUCGGAAGUUUUUAAAAGUAGCUCCCACCACCCUUUUUAGCCCCAUUUAUUGCAGCAAAUCUAUUUCUCUAUAUUUUGUCAUUCAAUGAAUUGAAUUCCUGUGGUGUACUGUAUUAGUUAGGAGAAAAAUGUUUUUAAAUGUUCUUUUAAUGAGGGCCCAAAAAAUAUCUGACACAGCAAGAUGCAUGUGUUAUUGUGCUGAGAAUAUAGAAUAAUACAGUGUCACUAAAUUUAAGACCUCUUCCCACUCUUGCUGUUCCUGGCAAGAA
Molecule: messenger RNA, 9543 nt
Organism: Pteronotus mesoamericanus
Lineage: Eukaryota; Metazoa; Chordata; Mammalia; Chiroptera; Mormoopidae
Gene: PIK3CA
Product: phosphatidylinositol-4,5-bisphosphate 3-kinase catalytic subunit alpha
Exons: 22
Coding region: 577-3783 (1068 amino acids)
Biological process (GO): phosphatidylinositol-mediated signaling; phosphatidylinositol-3-phosphate biosynthetic process; cell migration
Cellular component (GO): plasma membrane; cytoplasm; phosphatidylinositol 3-kinase complex, class IA
Molecular function (GO): 1-phosphatidylinositol-4-phosphate 3-kinase activity; 1-phosphatidylinositol-3-kinase activity
Source: RefSeq, a predicted model, not a curated record